This is a messenger RNA of Dunckerocampus dactyliophorus (ringed pipefish), 2017 nucleotides long. It is a transcript of the gene desi1a, whose product is annotated as desumoylating isopeptidase 1a. Gene Ontology annotation, molecular function: peptidase activity. Gene Ontology annotation, biological process: protein modification by small protein removal. Lineage: Eukaryota; Metazoa; Chordata; Actinopteri; Syngnathiformes; Syngnathidae. The coding region runs from base 102 to 608 and encodes 168 amino acids. The transcript is spliced from 6 exons. The record is from RefSeq and is a predicted model, not a curated record.
UGUAGUGUUUUACGUAAUGACAUCAUCUCUAAAGGCCCUCCUUGUCAGCUGUGACUCGAAGGUUUUUUCUUAAACAGCUAUCAGUCCAAGCAGGCAACAUUAUGGAGAGCAAUUCUACACGAUAUAAUGUGCAAUUGUAUAUUUAUGAUCUAUCAAGGGGAAUGGCACGCAACCUCAGCCCGAUCAUGCUGGGAAAACAACUGGACGGUAUAUGGCACACAGCCAUAGUGGCAUAUGGGGAUGAGUUCUUCUUUGGAGGGGAAGGAAUCUCCAGCUGUUCGCCUGGUGGAACAAUGCUGGGACCUCCUGACACAGUUGUGGAACUUGGUGAGACCGAAGUCUCGGAGGAGAUCUUCAUGGAGUAUCUCUCGUCUUUGGGAGAAAGCACAUACAGAGGUGACAGGUAUCGACUGUUUGAGCAUAACUGCAACACGUUCACCAACGAGGUGGCUCAGUUUUUGACAGGCACGCCCAUCCCCUCCUACAUCACUGACCUCCCAUCUGAAGUCCUCGCCACACCUUUUGGCCAGAUAUUGCGGCCCAUUUUGGACUCCAUCCACAUCGCCCCGCCAGGAGGCAACGUCAUCAACGGAGGGAGAAACCUCUAAAACGAAGAGAGAGCAACGCACACAUAGGCUCAGUUCCAUCGGAGUCAGUCAGCAAGUAGUCUCAAAUAAACAUCCCGUGCCCUUCUUUAUCUACUCCACCUGGUGCCAUAUGUCUUUGGAAGAUAAGACAAUGUAUAUUUUAUUACGUUUACUUCACCAAGGGGCACCUGCACAUUGGAAUCCAAUGCAAGAGAAUUCUGCCUUUACAAGCUCAGUUUUGAUGGACACUAAAAGCUAUUUGUUCAUUAUUGUGGUAGUAUUUGCAGUGGUGUACUGCAUCGUACACUUGCAGUACUUGGACAUAGUUGACAUGUAUUGGUGCACCAAGCUAGUUUAGUUUGUAUAAUUAGUAUACAGUUUGGACGUAAGUACAGAAUUUAUUGAUGCAGCAUAAUUCAGAUUCAAAGUUGAGACUCCUGCCGCUGACUACAAUGGAACACAUUUAUUUCAGAGACAUCUUUAAUAUAUCUUUAUUAAUAUAUUGUUUUAGCAACAAGAAUCUUUUCAUGUCAACACCAGUUUGUUAUUUCUUGGUCAGUUUCCCAUCACACGUCCUUUUGUACCGUUUCAACCCGUCAUUUGUCGCCUUCUUUACCCCACCUUACCUUUUAUACAACAUGACCAUUCCAUUUGCUGAACUGUUGUUUACGAUGUAAGUCAUGCCACAGGAGGAUUAACUGGAAACAUCAGCUACCAUAAAACGACUGAGCCCCGAAAGCAAAAUAACCGCUUAUGGUUCAGUAUUUGGUUAGCACUGGCAAUGAACGUCAUCAAAACCCCUCUUUCUAUACCGGCGUGCGUGUAUGUGUGGUACUUCACGUCCGUGCCUUCAUUUCCCUCUGCUUUGCUACUGCAAGACUUGACGUGAAGUCUAAUAAAGCAUUCGUCACGCUCAUGUGUAGAAACCAUCAGCACUCUUAGCCUAUAAGAAUCCCAGUGUCCAAUCGACUCUGAUGCCACCAGAGAGAAUGCUUGAUUUCUAAGAUUCAUACAGGUAGGGGGCGAGGAUGCGGUCGGACGACACCGCGUGAGCAAAGCGAAGGAUGAAAGAAGCACAGAACCAGCACUGACUCUUAACUCUACCUUGCAGGCAGCCAUCGACAUUUUGCACUCAAUAGUUGUGUAUAUUUAUUUUAAACUCUCUUGCACUGAAAUAAUAUCAGAAGAUUAUAUUGUGAGUUCCCCUUCAGUCAGUUAACCUUCUGCUACAUACAAUUGGACCCGCUGACCUGACCAAUGAAACGUAUGUGAGCAAAACUUCUCUUGUAUUUUGCUCUACAUGUCAUUGCUAGCUUCCUCGUAUCCUUUUCACAUGAGAUAGAUGUAGUUCCCCAUGUUCAUGCAUAUUGUUAAUAUUGUCGUGUAAUUGUUUUUGUAACUUGACCAACACAUAAAGCCAUUGACUAUAA